CUACAAACGAAUCACAACAAACUUCAAGUCAAGUUUUGCUACUUCCGACAAUUGAACUGUCAGAUUCCUUCUUUUUGUUGUUUAUACGGGCCAAGUUUGGUAACAAACUAUAGCGUACACAACCAUGAAACAAAACAAAUUUGUAACGUCUUCGCGCAGGAAGAAUCGCAAGCGGCAUUUCCAGGCUCCUUCGCACAUCCGCCGUCGCCUAAUGUCGUCUCCAUUAUCGAAGGAGUUGCGCCAAAAGUACAAUGUUCGCUCAAUGCCCAUUCGCAAGGAUGAUGAAGUGCAAGUGGUGCGUGGCCAUUUCAGUGGCAAUCAGGUGGGCAAAGUGGUACAGUCGUAUCGCAAGAAGUUCGUUGUUUAUAUUGAAAAGAUUCAACGUGAAAACGCAAAUGGCACUAAUGUAUAUGUCGGUAUUCACCCAUCAAACUGUUUGAUUGUUAAACUGAAAUUGGACAAAGACCGCAAAGCAAUUUUGGAUCGCCGCGGUAAGGGACGCAUGGCUGCCUUGGGCAAGGAAAAGGGCAAAUACACCGAAGAAACUGCUGCGCAACCAAUGGAAACAGCUUAAAAAUUGGGAAGGUGUUGCCUACUUUUAUAUUAAUAACAAAUUUUAGAAUAAAAGUUUCCUUUUAAGUGGAAA
Molecule: messenger RNA, 646 nt
Organism: Rhagoletis zephyria (snowberry fruit fly)
Lineage: Eukaryota; Metazoa; Arthropoda; Insecta; Diptera; Tephritidae
Gene: RpL26
Product: ribosomal protein L26
Biological process (GO): translation
Cellular component (GO): large ribosomal subunit
Molecular function (GO): structural constituent of ribosome; RNA binding
Source: RefSeq, a predicted model, not a curated record